UCUUGACGUCACUGCAUCCCGGAGCCAGACGAGGCGCAGCCAUUUUACUCCGCGAAAUAAACUUCAGCCUCGUAUUGAGAAGGCAGGAAAAGAAAAAUCUUCUCCAGCCCGAUGGACAUGUCCUGAUCCACGGCUCGGAUGGGUUCUGCUUUCGAGUCGACAGAGUUCGGCUGCCUUGCUUAAAGGGCCGGAGACCCAGACCGCUCUCUCUCGCUCUCCCCGGCCGCCCCCCUCCUGAGGCAGGAUGGAGCCCUGGGCGUCCCGGCAGAAGCUCGCAGCAGAGGGGGAUUGUGGGAUAUCCAGCCUGCUUGUGCCGAGCCCACAGAGCGAGGCGGUGACCCACGAGAUGGAGGAGCUGUCGCUGCAGCCCACGCAGAACCUGCCGCCGCUCAACGAGCGCAAGAACGUCCUGCAGCUGCGGCUGCAGCAGCGGCGGACCCGGGAGCAGCUGGUGGACCAGGGCAUCAUGCCGCCUCUGAAGAGUCCAGCAGCGUUCCACGGCCAGAUCCGCAGCCUGGAGCGAGCCAGGACGGAGAACUUCCUGAAGCAUAAGAUCCGCAGCCGGCCGGAGCGCGCCGAGUUGGUCCGGAUGCACAUCCUGCAAGAGACGGGGGCGGAGCCGUCGCUGCAGGCGACCCAGAUGAAGCUGAAGCGGGCGCGGCUGGCCGACAACCUGAACGAGAAGAUCGCCCAGCGGCCCGGCCCCAUGGAGCUGGUGGAGAAGAACAUCCUGCCGGUGGCGUCCAGCCUCAAGGAGGCCAUCAUAGUGGGCCAGGUCAACUACCCCAAGGUUCUGGAGGAGGACGGUUGCUACGACGCCGUGUCUCCGGAGCAACCGGCCAGCCAGGAGUCUCAGGGCUCCGCCCCCUCACCUGGAGAGAGCAGAGUCCCGGAAACCCCGCCCCCAUGCCCGGCGCCCGCAGUACUGCCUGCCAUCGCCAUGCUGCAGCCUCUUCCAAGCGCAAACUUCCCAAAGUCGCCCUCAGCCAAUGAGCAGCCUCUCACCUGUCCACCUGUCCAGCAUGCCCCGCCCACCGCCGCACCGGCUGCUUCCAAACCGGGUCCGACUCUGGUCAAGCAAAGCCAACAGAAAAGUCUGUCUGAGAAAAGCCGCAGCAAGAAGGGCAAAGAGGCCAAGUCACGUGUGAAGAAACUGAAGUACCACCAGUACGUCCCGCCGGACCAGAAGCAGGACGCCGGUGAGCCGCCCAUGGACUCGUCGUACGCCCGCCUGCUGCAGCAGCAGCAGCUCUUCCUGCAGCUGCAGAUCCUCAGUCAGCAGCAGCAGCAGCACUACAACUACCAGACCAUCCUGCCAGCGCCGCUCAAGCCGGCGGCGGAGAGUCAGAGCAGCGGCAUCGGCGCCCGCCCCGCCUCCAUCGUAAUGUCUCUGCCCACCGGCCCCCCGGCGCCGCCCGCGCCGCUAAGACCCAACAACCUGCUGGCCAAUCGCAAGCCAGGAGUCCUGCCAGCCAACCUGGACGAGAUGAAGGUGGCAGAGCUGAAGCUGGAGCUGAAGCUGCGCGGUCUGCCGGUUUCCGGAACCAAAACGGACCUGAUAGAGAGACUGAAGCCGUUCCAGGAAAACUCCUCCCUGCUGGCUCCGCCCGGCGUUCCCACAUCCACCGCGGCCUCCUCCGUGCCCAUGGAGGUCUCUUCCUCCUCCUCCUCCUCCUCCACGCCUGCUGUCGUUCUUCCAGUCCAGCAGGCGGCGCCGGAGAGGAUGUGCUCCACCCCGCCUAACUCGCCGAUCCCCUUGGACCCUGCCGCUCUGCUGCCGGACGUCAGCAUGUCUGAGGCCGAAGCCCAGCCGGGUUCUGGUUCCGGUUCGCCCCGGCCGGAGGAGCGGGACCGGCGGCUGCAUGAGAAGCAGCGGCAGAUCGAGGAUCUGAUGAGGAAGCUGGUGCAGGAGCAGCGGCUGGUGGAGGAGCUCAAGAUGCAGCUGGAGGUGGAGAAGAGGGGCCAGGCCGACCCGGUUCUGAGCUCCAGCGCCGUGAAGAUGGAGGGCCCGGUUCUGUCCAGCUGCUCCUCCGGCGCCGCCGUCCUGAGCCCCCAGGUGGUGAAGCUGGAGGACGUGACGUUGUCGGCCGGGAAGCCGGUGCAGCUCCAGACCCAAACACAGAUCAUCGCUCAAAUCCAGAACCGGGCCGGCCCCCCGCCGGCCCCCCAGGGCCAGCCCGCGGCCCCCGGCCUGCAGCAGUUCUUCAUCAGCCACCCUGCCGGGGUCCUGGGUCAGCCGCAGGCGCUGCUGACCGCAACGGGCCAGACCACAACCCAGAUCUUCGUCCCGGUCUCGCUACCGAACAGCGGCGCCAUCCAGCUACCGAACAGCGGCGCCAUCCAGCUAGCGAACAGCGGCGCCAUCCAGCUACCGAACAGCGGCGCCAUCCAGCUACCGAACAGCGGCGCCAUCAGUCUGCAGCCGGUCCUCCCGGCGCCGUCCUCCGGUCCGGGUCUGGUCCAGAACCCUCUUCCUCAGCUGCAGAGCGCCAACAUGGAGGUCUCAGCCAAUCAGCAGCCGCCGCUUCUGCAGACUCUGACGCUGUGCAGCGGCCCGGCCGCUCUGGGGAACCAGAACCGGACCGAGCCCAACCCUCAGCGCUUCCUGCAGCGUUCUCCAGAGAGCAGAGCGUCUCCCCACACGUCCCCCAACCACCAGGCGGCCAACGGCCCACUGAGCAAGCAGACCUUCGUCCUGCAGCCGACCAGGGAGCCGCCCCGCUACGAAGACGCCGUGAAGCAGAGCCGCAGCCUGCAGGCCGCCGGCCAGGUUCCCACGGCAACCAGCCAGCACAUGGAUGAUUUGUUCGACAUCCUGGUGGAGAGUGGAGAAAUCCCUCCCUUCCUGCAUCAGGAUGCCGCCGGCGCUCUGAGUAAGACUCACCCGGUGACGGCGAGCAUCACUACGCUUCCUGUGGGCUCGGCGCUGUCCCGCUCGCCGCCUCGGGUCCAGCUGGGCCCGCCGGUUCUGGACCCGCCGGGUCUGGACGGCCAGCUGGAGGCCUUCUUGGAGCGGACGCUGGCGGAGACGGCGCCGGCGUCGGACCCGCGGACCCGGGGCUUGAUGGAGGAGCUGCGGAGCCAACUGGCCGACCCGUUCGUUCCCAUGGAUACCACGGACCUGUCCUUCUCUGACCCGGCCGGGUCAGCGCUGAGCCUGGCGCUGUUCGACCCGAACCUGGACGGCAUGGAGUGGCUGGAGGGCCCCGCCCCCCCGGGGCCCGCCGGGUUCCCCGCCGAGUUCCUGGAGCCGCAUGACAUGCAGCUGCACUUCGACUGACCCGACCAGAACCGCCGACCCAAACGGGCUUCAACUUCCUGAAGUCAGGAUUCUACUGGAACCGAAUGAAGACGAGGAGGAAGGUUCCUGUAAAUACGGUUUGGACCCGGACAGAGCCACCGGGUUCUUCUGGGUUCUCCGACCCGGUCCGGUUCAGUUUGGUCCCAUCACAACCGCCCGUCUCCUCUCGUCCGUCUGGAUCAGAACUAUGCACUAAAGAAGCGCCGCUUCCCCUCGGGACAAACCAAUGUGAACGCCGCCUGGUUGCCAUGGAGACACAGGGGUCCGCUCGCCAACUGAAUGUAGUCCUAAAGACGCCGACCCGAAAACAGCAGCUUCUUCGUCCUGAUGAGAAACCAGAGACUGAGAAGGUUCUGGUGACCCGGUUUGCUUCGUUGCGAGACGACCAACAGAAAGUCAAAGCUACGGUGGCCUGUAAGGUGAUUUUCUGCCAAAGUAUUCACACCCUCUGCAGCUGCAGUCGGUUUCUCUCAUAUCAAAGUUCUAGAUGAAAAAGUUUUUCCAGAUCAGAUGUGAGCAGGUUCUGACCUCCGUGGCAUGAUGCUGCCACCGCCGUGUCUCCAACGGCUCCGAUUAUUACAGCAGCUCAAAGAUUUCAGGCUGUUUAAAAAGUCAAGAUCAAGUAAAACAGAAAUCUGAAGUAUUUCAAAGUUUUUAUUUUUCUGGUGGAAAAAUAAAAUAAUUAUGAGGGAAAAAAUCAUGACAGCAAAUCAUAAUAAAGGGAAGCAUAAAAAGAAAUGACAAUAUGAUCAAUUGUUUUUCUAUCAAGCAUUUCUGUAAGUGUUUCAUAUGAAUUAGAGGAAAUAUAAAAUCAAACAA
Molecule: messenger RNA, 4120 nt
Organism: Xiphophorus hellerii (green swordtail)
Lineage: Eukaryota; Metazoa; Chordata; Actinopteri; Cyprinodontiformes; Poeciliidae
Gene: mrtfba
Product: myocardin related transcription factor Ba
Exons: 16
Coding region: 245-3280 (1011 amino acids)
Biological process (GO): smooth muscle cell differentiation; positive regulation of transcription by RNA polymerase II
Cellular component (GO): nucleus
Molecular function (GO): transcription coactivator activity
Source: RefSeq, a predicted model, not a curated record